AAAAGAUGAAAGGAUUCUUCUGGAGACUGGUCAUAAUCAGUAUUACAGGAUGUGUAGCUUACGUUCUCUAUAACUUGCCAUACUUUGAGUAUAGUGAGUGAUAUAGACUCAACCCGUCAGUCGACAUGGAUAAAUAUAUGCUAAACAGAUUGAAUAACGAAAUCAGGAGACCUAUAACUCGGCUCACCAGUUCGAGAUUUUUCAGAUACUUCAGAGUCAACAAAGAUUCUGAGUGUACUGUUCUCAAGCCUCAGAAGGGAUGCAAGACUGUAGAGUGUAGCAUCACUAAAGCAAAUAAUAGGAAACUCGAAAAAGAUUGGAAAAUGGGCACAAAUCUGUAUCCAAUCACCAAUGCUGUCAAGGAUGAUCUAAGCCAAUCAGCAACAACAGAAGCAAAUCAGCAACAAGAACAUCUCCAAUGGAUGGAACUUGAGGACCAAGAUUUCCCUUUUGUAGACUUAGAAUUAAGCAAACAAAAUGAUGCAGCGUAUAAUGGAAGCAACAUAUGGCGUAAAAUGCAUCAAGAAAGUGCUAAAAGAACUGACUCCAUGUCCAAGCUUAUCAGUGGCUUGCAUUCAGCAACGAGCAUGCAUUUAUCCCAAUAUUUCUUUGGAGGAGAACCAGAUUACCAUUAUCCAAAUCAUACAGACUUUAAUAGAAGAGUUGGGUUCCACAAAGAUAGGUUAUCCAACAUGUACCAUCUUUACCAUUUCCUUCUUUCAGCUUAUGGAAAAAUGAGGCUAGACAUUGCUGCUGAUGAAUUCAUUUACACUCACAAUAACAAGACAGAGAAUGAUUUAGUCAAAAGGGCAUUAAAGAUGUUCGACUCUAUCUUUAUCUCAACUGAAUUUGUACCUUUGACUGAAGACGAGAUCUACCAUACUGAUGACAAAUCAGAUUUCAUCCAGAAGGCUAAGCCAUCUUUCCAAGCUCUUGCACAAUUAGUUGACUGUAUCCCUUGAGAUAAGUGUAAGGUUCACGCGAAGUUAGAGCUAUCCGGACUUUCAGCUGCAUUCAAACUGAUUUACCCCGAAGCAGGUCUUCAGAACCUCUCAAGGAACGAACUGGUUGGGUUCUUUAACCUCCUAAAAAAAGUGUCUAGCUCAAUUGAAAUGUAUGGAAGAUGGAUCCAUUUUGAAAAUUCAAUAAUGUAUAGCAAGCAGGUCAUGCUAUAUGCAAUUAUUGGAAUCAUGAGUUUGCUUUCCAUCGUCCUAUUCAUCAUCGUCGGGUUAAUUGCUCCAGGCAAAGAUAUGACCCCUAAAUCCAAGGGGUAUAAGAGACCAAAGGGAUUCAAAGAAGCUUAA
Messenger RNA from Moneuplotes crassus, 1304 nucleotides. NCBI's taxonomy places the organism in Eukaryota, Ciliophora, Spirotrichea, Euplotida, Euplotidae. The record is from the annotation of a GenBank genome assembly.